AUGGAUAUCGCAUUACUCCAAUCUCUUGAUAAUCUUGGCUUUCGUGAAUGGUGUGAAUUAACUAGUAGCACUAAAAAAUGUAUUGACUUUUGUCAAAACGUCGGCUUAACUGGUUUCACUCUAAAUGGACCUUGUGCACAAGGUCAUAAUAAUUGGAAACUAGGUUUUUCUGCACGAGCAUCUGAUGAAUAUGUAUGGAGAUGCGGAAAAUGUAAAAGUACAAGAACUCUUCGACAAGGAACGUUUUUCUCUAAUUCGAAGCUUUCACUUCGUCAGGUUCUUGAUCUUACGUACUUCUGGUCGCAACAAAUCGAUUCGUAUACAUUUUUAAGGCGUCAUUUUGAUCAGCGCGACGCUGCAACACUUCUACCAAUCAUCUACGAAUAUAUUCGUCCAGGCACUACUAUCUACAGUGAUCAAUGGGCCGUCUACAACGGCAUUGCUAAUGGGCCAGGUCCUCAUCGGUACAACCAUCAAACGGUCAAUCACUCCGAAAAUUUCGUUGAUCCAACAACUUCAACGCACACUCAGAAUAUUGAGAAUUUAUGGAUGUGCAUGAAGAGAAAAAAGAAGGCCCCAAUGGGUCAACAUGUUACUCUUCUCGGAACUCAUCUGAUUGAGUUUAUGUGGCGUCAGCGUUUUGGAGAUCAUCCAUUUGAAAAUCUUGUUCGUGCUAUUCAAGAAAAAUAUGUUGUACAGUAG
Rotaria sp. Silwood2 is the source of this 702-nucleotide messenger RNA. The record is from the annotation of a GenBank genome assembly. Lineage: Eukaryota; Metazoa; Rotifera; Eurotatoria; Philodinida; Philodinidae.